AGAAGAAUAACUAGGGACCUGCCUAAGCUGUUCCUUCCUUACAUUUGUGUCACAUAUCAGCAACAACUUCCGAUGAAAACUCCUCUGCUUUCAUGGCUUUUCUUACUCCGCAUUUGCUAUGUUUCACUCACCUUCCAUACGUUUGUGGUCUCUACCCAAUGUCCCGGCGAUCAGAAAUCUUUGCUGCUACAAUUGAAGGACACCCUCGCAUUUGACCCUGCAACGUCUCAAAAACUUGUGAAGUGGAACAAUGCCUCGGACUACUGCUCUUGGGAAGGAGUGUCCUGCAAAGAGGGUUGUGUUUCGAAUCUGGACUUGAGCAACGAGUGGAUUACUGGUGGACUUGAUAAUUCCAGUCCUCUUUUCGGUCUGAAGUCGAUCGAGAACCUGAAUUUGGCUCACAACUUCUUCAACUACACUCAGAUUCCUUCCGAGUUCAAACAGCUAGCCGGUUUGCGUAACCUGAACUUGUCGAAAGCUAAAUUUGCAGGGAAGGUUCCGAUUGAGAUUUCGCACUUGACGAGGUUGGUAACUCUCGAUUUGUCUACCCUCGACAAUCCGUUGCUAAAACUUGAGAUGCCGAAUUUGAAAGUGCUCAUUCGGAACUUUUCUGAGCUUGUUGAACUUUAUCUUGAUGGCGUGAAUAUAUCAGCACAGGGGACUGAAUGGUGCCAAGCUAUAUCAUCUUCACUGCCAAAAUUGAGGGUGCUGAGCUUGUCCGCUUGUUCUCUUUCAGGCCCUAUUGAUAGUUCAUUACUGAAGCUUCAAUCGCUCUCGGUUAUUCGUUUAGAUGGCAAUGAUUUCUCUAUUCAAGUUCCGGAGUUCUUCUCAAAGUUCCCAAAUUUGACUUCCUUGCACCUAAGCUAUUCUGGCUUAUAUGGUACAUUCCCAGAGAAGAUCUUCCAGGUACCUACACUACAGACUAUUGACUUAUCUUGGAAUCCGCAGCUUCAGGGUUCCUUACCAGAAUUUCCAAAGAAUGCUUCUCUUCGGUCCUUGGUUCUAUGCGGGGCUAACUUUUCAGGCCAGUUGCUUCCGAACUCUAUUGGCAACCUCAAAAUGUUGUCCGAGGUAGAUAUUCGGUGGUGCAAUUUCACUGGAUCAAUCCCAAGGUCAAUAGAAGAUCUUCAUCAAUUGGUUUCUUUUGACUUGUCAUCAAACAAGUUCAACGGUUCAAUUCCAUCCUUCAGUAUGGCCAACAAUCUGACCGUGAUCAAUCUUUUUGACAAUCAGCUGACAGGUCAGAUUAAUUCCACUCACUGGGAAAAUCUCACUAAUCUGGUGAAUCUCAAUUUGAGAUCCAAUCAACUAGAUGGGACUAUUCCGUCAUCUCUGUUUUCUCUUCCCAUGCUGCAAGAUUUAGAGCUUUCUAACAAUCACUUCUCCGGCCAGUUACCUGAAUUUGGUAAUUUUUCUUCCCUACGAGUCCUUGAUUUGAGUAGCAAUAGUUUGGAAGGGCCUAUACCCAUGUCCAUCUUUAAUCUACGAGAGCUUAUUUUUCUCUCACUUUCUUCAAACAACUUCAGUGGGUCCUUUCUGCUUAAUGAUAUUCAACAACUGAAAAAUCUCUUAAGUCUUGAUCUUUCAUACAAUAGCUUGCUAAUUAAUUAUGACAGUUCCAAUUCCUCCUGCUUUCCUCAACUUCUCUUAUUGAAAUUAGCCGCUGGAAAGUUGAGAACCUUUCCUGAUUUCUUGAGAAAUCAAUCGGCAUUAGGCGCUUUGGACCUAUCCCUAAACCAGAUUCAUGGGGAGAUACCCAACUGGAUUUGGAGGCUCAGUAAUCUUGUUCAACUAAAUCUUUCUUGCAACUCUCUGGUAAAUCUACCAGGUCCUUUCCUCAAUCUUACUUCUUCUUAUGUGCUUGAUAUUGACCUUCAUUCCAACCAGCUUCAGGGACCAAUUCCAAUUGUUUCACCAUCUUCCGCUUAUCUGGAUUACUCAAGAAAUAAUUUCAGCUCAAGCAUACCGGCAGAAAUUGGUGAUUUCCUUGUGAACACUAUGUUCUUCUCUCUUGCAAGUAAUCACAUCCACGGGAUCAUUCCAGAAUCAGUAUGCAAGGCGACAUCUCUUAAAGUUCUUGAUCUGUCCAAUAAUUCCUUAAGUGGCAUGAUUCCCCAGUGCUUGACUGCAAUAAACGGGCCUCUUGCAGUACUUGAUUUAAGGAGAAACAAACUUUCUGGCACUCUUCCAGAUAAUUUUCCUGAGAACUGUAGUCUACACACUCUAGACCUCAAUGGCAAUGUGAUUGGUGGUCAGUUCCCAAAAUCUCUAGCCAACUGCACAAUGUUAGAGGUGUUAAACCUGGGAAACAAUCAGAUAACAGAUGUCUUUCCAUGCUCAUUGAAGAGCAUAUCCAGCUUGCGUGUACUUGUCUUGCGUUUCAACAAAUUUUAUGAUCGCAUUGAAUGCCACAAGACUAAAAGUGCCUGGCCAAAGCUUCAAAUUAUUGACAUAGCUCGCAACAAUUUUACUGGCGAAAUACCAGGAAGUUUUUUUAAAAGGUGGCAAGCAAUGAUGGCUGACAAAGAUGGUGCCGUGUCAAAGAUUAAUCACCUCCAAUUUCAAGUUGUAGACUUCGGCCAGGUGUACUAUCAGGAUACCGUAACAGUUACCAUCAAAGGUCUAGCUAUGGAAUUUGUAAAGAUCUUAACAGUCUUCACUUCAAUUGACAUCUCCUGCAACAAUUUUAACGGAUCAAUACCUGAGGAAGUGGGAAUGCUCAAAUCACUUCAUGGCCUAAACUUGUCCAGUAAUGCUCUCACAGGCGCAAUCCCAUCAUCACUAGGUAAUCUAGGACAGCUUGAGUCCUUAGACCUUUCGGACAACAAAUUGAGCGGAACAAUUCCAUCACAACUUUCCAAACUUAAUUUCCUCUCAUUCCUAAAUCUGUCGAGCAAUCAACUUGUCGGGAAGAUUCCAACCGGCACUCAGAUUCAGACUUUUUCAGCAGAUUCUUUCGCAGGCAAUAAAGGAUUAUAUGGGCCACCGUUAGAUAACGGAUCACCAAUGUUGCCACCAACAUUAGAAGGCAAACAUUCUAAUUCUGCGCACAGAAUUGAUUGGGAUCUUAUCAGUGUUGAAGUUGGAUUUAUUGUUGGCUUUGGAGCUGCGGUCGGGUCACUUGUGUUGUGCAAGAGAUGGAGUAAAUGGUAUUACAAAACAAUGUAUAAAAUCCUUGUAAAGAUAUUCCCUUAGCUUGAAGAUAGAAUUGGUCCUCACCGAAGACAUGUCCACAUAAAUCAGAGGUUCGGACGUUGAAGUUAAUGAUCAUGGGGACCAAUGCAGCUGGACCUCAAGCUAUGCCUGGGGAAUUUGAGAUCCAACAAAUAAGAGGUUUGCUUUUUGGUUUUACCUUUUAAAUUUAUGUAUGUUAUAGUUAUAUUUGUAAUAGUUUAUUGUGUAUCUUUAUCCUUUGUUUUCAAUAAACUUCCUCGUACCGUCGAGGUUCUUGAAGUUAGCGUAAUUUGAUAUACCCAAAAGAGUGUACUACAUGUAAUGUAUUAUUUGUUUGAAUUGUGUAGUACAAUGUCGAGACCAACUCCACCCAAAAGAGUGUACUACAAAGAAUAUCUUGACUUCUAAAUUGCGAUAUGUUUUAA
Malus domestica (apple) is the source of this 3599-nucleotide messenger RNA. RefSeq names its product receptor-like protein 7. Gene Ontology annotation, molecular function: protein binding. The record is from RefSeq and is a predicted model, not a curated record. NCBI's taxonomy places the organism in Eukaryota, Viridiplantae, Streptophyta, Magnoliopsida, Rosales, Rosaceae.